Molecule: messenger RNA, 3999 nt
Organism: Melanotaenia boesemani (Boeseman's rainbowfish)
Lineage: Eukaryota; Metazoa; Chordata; Actinopteri; Atheriniformes; Melanotaeniidae
Product: peroxisome proliferator-activated receptor gamma coactivator-related protein 1-like
Exons: 11
Coding region: 246-3623 (1125 amino acids)
Biological process (GO): positive regulation of transcription by RNA polymerase II
Cellular component (GO): nucleus
Molecular function (GO): transcription factor binding; RNA binding
Source: RefSeq, a predicted model, not a curated record
CUUCAUUGUAAUAAACUUUUAAAAGGCGUUUUGGGUCUGUUCGUUAUCGUGUCUUGGUGGCAAAAUCAAAUUCUUAACUUCAAUGCGGAAGUUGCUUUAUGCUUAUAACUGACAAAUGAUCAGAUUUUUUACCCGCCGUUGCAUUGUUUUUAAUGAAACCAGUGGUUCCAAUCUGAUCUCAGAUCGGUAUCCUCUCUCCGUUUCCAGGCGGUGACCACGUGUUCCACCCGACCUGACAGAGGACCAUGUGGCGGAGCAAGAUGGCGGUGCGGUGGAGGAGGAAAGAUGGCAAUUUAAAUACCGGCAACAGCAAAUUUGUGGUGGGCAGCAUCCCAAAUGAGUUGGAACUAAGCAGAAGUGAAGUGGAAGAUGUGGACAUGGAUGUACAGUCUUGUGUGGAUCAUUCCAUCUUGGCCAUUUUUGAAGACUCCACCAUUGCAUCUAAGAGCAAAAAUGGUGCGGAGGAAGAAAGUGAGACUCUGCUGUCUGCCUUGACUGAGAUGCUGGACAGCGUGGAGGAUGAUGAUGGCACUUUGUCUCCCUUUGACGCCUUGCCAGACUCCGAGCUCCUCGGCCACUCAGAGCACAGGGAUGAAACUGUGGAACUAUCAACUGCUCAUAGACUUCAACCACGACCCAAACCACCACAUGUACUCAAAACCAGAACUGGAGGAGAAAAUGACUGGGAGUGCAAAGAAGUGAAAAAUGGUCUUCUGUCAGUGUUUAAAAAACAAAAACCGAUGGUUCGCUCAAAAACUAAGAAAGCAGAGCCUGAAGUUGAGGUUUUCACUUCAACCUCUCUUGUCAGCCUGGUGAAGCUCAUGCACCCUUACUGUCUGAAGCUGCACAUCGAGGACAGGGGCGAAAUGAGGAAAAAUCACUCCUUAUUCUCUCAGGAAGAAGUGUGGAGGUAUGAGCGGCCCAACGAGGAGAGCAAUGAAGAGAUAAACGUUGUAUCUGAUGACGAAGCCCCGGUAACAGAGACAAAAGAGGUGGAUGAAGUAGACGAUAAAAGAGAUAAUGGCCAACUCCUGAAGAGUGCGUUACUGAAUGGAAACUCAGCCAGAGCUGUUCCUCCCAGAGAGAAGAAGAGAGUGAGCUUCGGUCCUGUUCAAGUGGCUUUGUUUGAAUCGGUCGAAAAGGGAUUGAAUGAAAAAAGUGUUACUGGGGUGCACACAAGUGGAACUGAGUCGAAUCCUAUGAAGAGCACAGAAGCACUUGAAAGUCCAGCAGGUUCAGCACUUAAACCUCCAAUACAAUUGUCAGAAAGAAAUGAGACUGAGGUGCGACAAGAGAAGGUUAAAGGUAAGACAAAGGCCAAAUCACUCAGUCUCCAACAGUACAGGCAGCUUCGUCAGACGAGACGACCCCUGGUGGAGAAACAGGGGAACUACACCACCAAGUGGCCCUCUUUUUCUGAGCCCCCCAAGGAGCUGACCCCCAUUUUCUGCUUUCAGGGACAGAAAAAUAACAUCAACACGACACAACUUCAACCGGUCUUCCAUAAACCAGAUAACAAGACCCAUCAUUCCUCUUUGCUGCACACUAAUCCCUCUGAGGUCAAACUGCCCACUUAUCUAAACUGUACAGGAUUAAAGUGCCCAAAGACUGAAUCCAAAGUUAUUUCACCUUCCAGUCCACUGCCAGAUUUUACUACCAACACAGACAUGUCUAUAAGCGAGAAAAGUUCCUCCAAGAAGCCAAAACUACUUAGUAGUGAUCCUCCAAAUCCUGUCCUCCUCCCUCUGCCAGCUCCUCAGACACCACCCACUUCAAACCCCUCAAAGUCUAGACUGGAGUCUGUUAGACCUGAAGAAACCCAAUAUGAAUCUUCAGAAGCAACUCCUCAGGAACAAGUGACCUCAUCAGAACCAAAGCCCCCUAUGUCUCCAAACAAGGACUGUAACCUGGACAAUGCAAAGUUUACAGAAGUACCUCCAGACGUUUCCUCUCUAUCUCCAUCACAAACUGGAUCAACGUCAGAGUCCAGCAGACCAAAGACUCCUCAGUCACAAAGUCCAAACACAGUGAGACCUUUAGUGUCACUGGAGCCCUCUUUCACACUUCUCCCCAGUCAGCGUCUGCCUCACACGGAUGCUCAUCUAUCACUGAAAGAGUUGCCCGACACCACCUGUUCAUCUGAGGCAGCAUCUCAAACCAGCUGUAGAAUGAAGUGUGAAGCAGUCAGAUCAGGGAUUGAAGCGCCUGAUCUGACCAGCUUGCUGGAACAGUUUGAGGAAACACAAGCAAUAAAGGACAGAGUUAACAAGCCCAAACUCAUAUCUGCUGCUUCACCAUCAACCUUACAAACAGAAGGCUGCUUGGACAGAUGUGAGGCUGCAGGACCUGAACCACUGCUAUCACCUGCUGUGGAAGCAACUGAACCUUUGAUGUGGGAGUCUGUGGACAUCCACGAGCCCCUCUGUACUGAAAUUAUCCUGAGCACUCAGCCUGCAAGACAAAAAAAUCUUCCACCAAAGGCCAUUCAGAUAAUUGACCCACGUCCUUUACCGUCCAGGAAGACUCACAUCAUCUUAUCGGAGUCGCCUGCUACUCAUGCUUUCACUGAUAUGUACUCAUAUUUAUCAACUGACCAUGAUUACUGCAGGCCUGUAGACCAUUCUUCUGUAAACGCUGCUCAGCAUAGAAGAGCCAAGUCCUCUUCACACAUGGAAACUGCUGCAGAACUGCAGGCCCCAGCUCAAAAGUCAAGAUCUGCUGGAGAAGACCAAAACGAUCCUCCAAAUGGACCAACGUUGCAGUGUUUCCCAGAACCAUUCAGGAUCAAGGCAGAAGCAGACCUGGUCACAGAAACAGCCCCGUGUAGUCUUCCUACUCCUCCACCUAGCCCUCCUGCUAGAGGGAGGGCUAGAGGAAGGGCCAGUAGAAAAUAUAGAAGAUCUCCACAGUCCGACUCCAGCUCUAGCUCCCGCUCCUCCUCCUCCUCCUCGUCAUCUUCCUCCUCCAGUUCUGCAUCUAGGUCUCCAAAAAGACUGAGAAUACGUCGCAGACGUUCAGAGAGCAGUUCCUGCUCAUCGUCCCCUUCUUAUUGCAUUUCCCACUCCCCUCCUCUGCGCUACAGGUUGUCUUACCCCAGAUCAAGAUUCAGCCGCUCCAGAUCCCCAUGCAGAGCCCGGUCACCCUCCCCACAGAUACACCGUCAGCGAUGGAGAGAAGUUUGCAGCAGCAGAGAGUCCAGGAGGUUCAGGAGGGAGCAUGAAGUGAGGAUUCAGAAACUCAAAGCCAUAGAUGAGCGUAGGGUUGUGUAUGUCGGCCGCAUCCGCAGAACAAUGACAAACGAUGAGCUGAGAGAACGAUUCUCUCAGUUUGGAGAGGUGGAGUGUGUGUCGCUUCACUUUAGAGAUCAAGGUGACCACUAUGGCUUUGUCACAUUCUACAACACGGAGGAUGCUUUUGCAGCCAUUGAUAAUGGCGGCAAACUUCGGAGGUCUGAUGAGCUGCCGUUUGACAUCUGCUUUGGUGGGCGAAGGGAGUUCUGUAAUUCAGACUACGCUGAUCUAGAUGCAAAUAGAGAUGCCGACCUGUCCCCCUCCAAAAGCAGGUUUGAAGACCUCGAUUUUGAUUCGCUGCUGAAACAGGCCCAGAAAGGGUUGAGGAGGUAGCUGGGUCACCAGGAAGAUGGAAACAAAGUCAUGCACAGGACAAUUCCCACUGACCUCAGGGCAGCAUGCUCACACUUAUGUAGCAAAAUCUAAUAUGUGUGGUUCUUUUUUGUUUUUUUUUUUAGUUUGAGCUUUAAGAUACUACACAUGCAUGCAUUUAAUUUGUACACUUUAUAUAAACAAAGAUGUUGUAAGCAUGCAGUUUUUAAGUUGUAAAUUUUAUAAGUAUGUAGCAUUAAUAUAACAAAAAAUUUCUGUUGCACCGGUUACCUCUAAUAUGAACAGAGGGUAUAGAAAUUAUUGAAGUUUUCUUGCAUUCCAGAGCACUAUAAACAUCCUGUUAUGUUUUUUUUAUUAAAACAAAGAUUGCAUAUUG